AUGUGCAUUCGCCCACAGGAUGGUCUAGAUCUUCAGUGCACAUCUGGCAUUCCUUGCUCCGUGACAAUCAGCGGAUUUAGCCUGCAAGAUGGACAUCGCCUGGCUCUGACAGAGUCUGACAGCUGUCAGGGUCCGCUUCGGGCGGUAUCAAACCUUCCAGACGAGGGAGCAUCCAGAGAUGCCAGCGAGGGCGUGUAUGUCUGGGGGAGCACGGGAUCCGAGUUUGCACCAGAGGGCGGCGCGUACCAGGUCUGCUGGUGUGCUAACAUUCAUGGCAUCGUCUGCGACAGUUUGCAGCUGUUCCAGAUACCCGUUGGCCAACUCCAGGUGCUGGGGCCUUCGAGCACUCACUUCUUCUGGUGUGUGCGCGGCAGAGACUGCACAGAUCUCCAGAAGUUGGAAGGUGUAGGUUUGUCCUCCAGAGACCAGGUCGCUCUUCGGAGCGCUGGUUGUGGAUCUGCAGCCUUCCAGCAAGUUUCGCCGAAGAACGUGAAUGGCAUUGCUAACAUCACUAACUCUUCUGACACGCUGAACGAGUCUAACCUGACAUUGUCCUUCGGGACAUCGAACCUGCAGCAGGGAAUCGACUACCGAGUAUCCGUUAAUGCGAACGAAGUUGGACAUGAUCUUUGCUGGUGUGGACGCGGAAGCUGCAAUGCAGAAGACUUUGCAGUUCCUUUCGGCAAGCUGCGUGUGCUUGGGCCAUUUGCUGGUCAAGAGGCGAGAUGCAUGCAGGGGCAAACUUGUCAGGUGCAGCUGGAGGGUGCCUUGGAUGGUUUUGGUGUCAGCCUUCUGGCUGGCGACCGCCUCACUUUCCUGUUCGAGUGCGGCCAGGGCCCAUUCCUUAUAGGUCUUCCUGGGCAGUAUGCCGAGACAUCCGAUGCAGUGAGCUUUCUCUUUCGGGAUGCCAGUGGUGCCCACCUCUUCGCAAGUUUACCAGGUAUCUACACCAUGUGUUGGUGCAGGCCUCACAGCAGCACAAACUGCGAGGCUGCCAGCGACUUCCAAGUUCUUGCAGGCUUGGUUCGAGUGACUGGACCUCUGUUGGGUCAGACCUUUCAUUGCCAGUUCUCCUCUCUCUGCAAUAUUUCUGGCUUGCAAGGUUCAGGCCUUGCAGUUGGGGACGAGCUGUUGCCCAUGCAGGAAUGUGGCACUUCGAGCCUGUCCGCAACUUUCCCAAGUGCGCAGCCAUUUUAUGCGAUUUCCGAGCCGACUGCAGCUGAUGACUUGGCAGACAAGAUCACCUUUAACCUUGGGCUGUUGCCGUUGCAGGGGGCUUCUCCUGAGACUGUCCAACUGUGUUGGUGCCCUUCUUCUGCAAAAUGCCAGAUGUCGGAAUAUCGUGCUGCAGCAGUGCACUUGCAGAUCUCUUGCCCUCCUGGUACCUACGAGCUAGUGGGGAGGUCGAGAACAUGCCAGGCAUGUCCUCCAGGCUCUUACUGUCCUGGAGGGCCGGACGGCAGAUUGGAGCAUUGCCCGCACGGGAGCACUUCACCUGUGGAGUCAACCGCGAAGCAGGACUGCAGCUGUCGCCGUGGCUUCGGCUGGGAUUCGCAGCUCGAAGUCUGUUUGCCUUGCCCUGCCGGAUCCUUCAAGCAGCUGGUGGGCAACCAGCACUGCGACGCCCAGUGUCCCCAAGACACCACCUCCUCGGCAGGAGCCAUCGGUGAGUUACAGUGUUUCUGUGCAAGCGGAAAGGCGGACACGGACCCAUCGCCAGCCUUUAGCUGCACAGAUCUCACAGCCAGCUUGGUUGAGAUGCCGAGGCCUGCUGAGGCCGCCAUUUUCUCUUUCACUGGAAACAUUCAUGUGGAGCCGGGGCGUCUUCCGGAGCUACAACCUCUGCUAGAGGAAUACGUGGAAUCAGAGACUGGGCGAGCAUCGCUCAGUGUUGUGGCUACAUCGGUGGACGUCAGGUACACUCUCUCCAGCUAUGAGGAGGAGGCCGUGCGUGAAGCACAUGCCAAGUUCCUGGCAGACCCUUUCGAGGCCUGGGCCAUCAAACUUCCAGGUGAGUUGGCGCUCAUCACUGCGAACAGCGCGGCUAUCACCAACGAAAGCAUCAGCUGCCCGGAGACAUGGAACUUUCCACCUGGGCCCAUCCGAAGUUUGGCCGAUUGCCGGUGCUCCUAUGGCAUGGAGCCUUCUGCUGACCUUUGCAGGAGAUGCCCUUUGGGCACCUACAAGGGGAUGGUUGGUACUUCAAGCUGCACAAGUUGCCCGGAAGCAGGCGGCGGCCUCAACCUCGUCCGGACUACCUUACGAGAGGGUGCAGUGUCCGCUGGAGAAUGCGUCUGCCCAGCCGGAUACAUGAGUCCGGAUUCCACCAAUUCUGAUUGCCAGCCCUGCGAACAGGGUUUUUUCUGCUUUGGUGGCCGCCAGGAACCUUGCCCACCAUUGACGAUCACCCGGGCCCAAGCCGCCAGCAGCGUCACGGACUGCAUCUGCGAACAGGGCUUCUUCGCUUCGGUAUCAGGUGUUUGCGAGCCUUGUGCUCCGGGCAGGUUUAAGCCGGAGGCUGGCAACGCCGAGUCGGAUUGCCAGACAUGCGCGGCUGGAACGUGGAGCAACACAUCCGGAGCAACCUCACACACAGCCUGCAUCCACUGCAUCCCAGGAUCCACCACGAAGAAUGACACAGCUACAGAGGAAGAUCUAUGCAUUCGUCCACUUCCUGGGCAGAUGCUGCGGUGCACUGCUGGCCGCACAUGUGAGGUUCGCAUCGCAGGGCACCAGCUACAUGAUGGCCACCGUAUGGCCCUCACCUCCAGUUCUGGCUGUAGCAGUGCCAACCAGCCUGUACCCAAUGUGGCAAACGAGGGCGUGUCGCAGCCCGCAUCUGAUCAAGGCCAACGGUAUGCCUGGCAGGGGGAUACGAAUGCCAUGGACUUCGCCCCUCCGGGAGGCUACUACAGUCUUUGCUGGUGCGCCGACCUACCUGGGCUCAGCUGCACAAGCUUGGAAAGCUUCCAGAUUGAAGCAGGGCGUCUUGAAGUCGUGGGGCCUUUCGCGAACCAUGACUUUGAGUGCAUUCGCGGCAUGGACUGCAGCAGCGGCCUAAAAAAAUUUCAGGGCCAGGGCCUCUCCACCAGCGACUCCGUAGCCAUGAAAGCUACCUGUGGAGCUGGCAGCUUAGAGAUCUCUCUUGCCAACACACACGGCCUUGGAAACCUCAGCGAUGAUUUCGAGCUGAGCUUUGGGGUUUCUGGCGCUUCCGAGAAUUUCGGCUUGUCCAUUGACGCAGACGAUCGUGGGUACCAGCUGUGCUGGUGUGGAGGCACGGCAGGGGGGACAGUUGCGAGGGCCCUGGGCUGUUGA
Symbiodinium natans is the source of this 3318-nucleotide messenger RNA. Lineage: Eukaryota; Dinophyceae; Suessiales; Symbiodiniaceae. The record is from the annotation of a GenBank genome assembly.